AUGAUUACUCGAGUCGACAAAUGUAGUACAUUUGGCAUUAAGAAAAGUCUGACAAAAUCAAUCCAGUACCUACCAAGACUCCUCAUUGACAAUAAAUUAAUACCUGCCACUAAAAUAGGAGAGUCUUUCCGAUACGUAGGGAAAUAUUUUGAUUUCAAUAUGUCCAACAAAGAUCACAAACAAGAACUAAUCACCCUCCUUGAAGAUAUCAUGUCAGAAAUUGACCUCAAACCGCUACACCCAAAGAAAAAAAUUUUACUCUAUAGUCGUUAUCUCCUAUCGAAAUUCUCCUGGCAUGUUACCGUCGCUAAUUUAUCAAAAACGUGGGUUUCUGAAAACAUGGACUCAGUAGUUAAUAAAUUUGUACGGAAAUGGCUUGAAAUACCCGUAUCCGGAACUUUAAGUAAUGUCUUCCUCACAAGUAAUAAAUUUGGACUAAAUAUAUACCCUCCAUCCGUCAAGUUCACUCAGUGCCAAACAGUCUCUCGUAAGGCCUUAAAAACCUCUCCAAAUGAUUGUAUAAGAAAUUUAUGGAAAUCAACUUGCGACAAUACUAACAUACAGUACGACGUCUACACCUCAACAAAGGAAGUUCUUAAAAGUUUCAAAUCUGCACAAGAGGACAAGCUUCAAAAUCAUCUGCUUCUCCAAGGCUCCUUUUUCUCUAACAUCACCAAGUUCUCGUUGUCUACACUAAACAACCUAUGGUCCAAAUCUCAAUCCAGCUUGCCAAAAAGCAUCUAUAACUUCACCAUUCGUUACAUCAACAACACCCUUGCCACACGCAAAAACCUUACAAAAUGGGGAAUAAUGUCAAACUCGGAUUGUUCCCUCUGCCUCAACCCUGAAACCCUUCUGCACGUAGUCGCGGGAUGCCAGUCAUACCUUCCAAGAUUUACUUAG
Molecule: messenger RNA, 903 nt
Organism: Paramuricea clavata
Lineage: Eukaryota; Metazoa; Cnidaria; Anthozoa; Malacalcyonacea; Plexauridae
Source: the annotation of a GenBank genome assembly